Molecule: messenger RNA, 2343 nt
Organism: Trichophyton verrucosum HKI 0517
Lineage: Eukaryota; Fungi; Ascomycota; Eurotiomycetes; Onygenales; Arthrodermataceae
Product: G-protein signaling regulator, putative
Exons: 5
Coding region: 1-2343 (780 amino acids)
Source: RefSeq, a predicted model, not a curated record
AUGCAUGAAACAGACUCAGGUACGACCAAAGCGAAGGAAAAAAAGCAACAGCUUCUCUCUGUCUGUCUCUUAUUCUCUCUAGGCUCUCACUCUUUCUGUUGUGCCCUUUUUUUCUUGUCUUCUCUGGAUGCUUCCUCCUCCAGGGCUUGGUCAUUGACCCUCAAAAAGGUAACUCUCGAGCUUACCUGUUCUCUCCUGUUUUCACGUCCAAAGCCCAAAAAGAGCCCAAGAGAAGGAGAGAUUCUUCUUCGUCUUCUUUUUGCUUCCGGGGUGGCGACCGUAAAUGUCGGCUUGCUGGGCUGGCUUCUUCUGGCCCCCCUUGCUUUUUCCAACCUUUUGCUGGGAACUGGGCUUUCUACCUUUUUUUUUGUUAUUAUUUGCUUUUUCUCCUCUCUGCUUCUUCUCUCCUUCUUUUCAAACUCUGGAAACUCUGGAAAAGAGAGAGAGAGAGAGUUAAGGCUAGAAAGUGAUUAUUAUAUCGCUGCACAGCCAGCAGCGAAAGGGGGGGAGAACUGCUGCCCUGGCUACCGGUCGAGUCGCCGGCGCAUCCUCGCCCUGGUCCUCCUCAUCUCCAACUCGUCUGCCUUUUUUUUUUUUGUAAAUCUUCGUCCUGCAAAAAAAGAAGACGUCCCAUCCUUGCAGGCGGCAGAGGCAGGGCUCCGGGGUCAUACAAGGGGGGAGGGGGGGUCUCCUCCUGCGGUCUCUCAUGCUCUGGUCUGCGUCUCCUCGCUGUCUCGCUGGCUGCCCUCGUACCAAGUCGAUACAAGUUUAGUUUACCGCACUAGAAGAAAAAGCAACGAGGAAACCGCCGCCUUUCUUCGUCUUCCCGCCAACAACACCUCAACACCACAACACCACAACCAUCACAACUACACCUCAUACCAGAUACAACGACCUCCAGCAGCCGGCAGCCAGCAGCCAGCAUACAAGACGCUGGCCCUGGCCUCAUAUACUUGCAAGACGGACAGACUCAUGCGCCAGAAGCCUCGCCUCAGAGAGACCACUCAGAUACCAUCCGUAACCCUGGCCAGCACGGCCUCUCACGUCAGAAGCAAGGGGGAGGGGGAAGGGAAGGCCAGAGUGUGGAAAGAUAUCCGGUCCAGAGACACCAGCAGCCGGUCCACCAGCAACAACAACAACAAUAUCAACACCAACACUAAGAAGCCAACCAGCUGUACCACCAAGGGGAUGCCAUCCUGCGGCAGAGGCUCGCGCUACUCGACCAUCACCAUCACCCCGUCAACCUGGAAUCCAGGCUUCACGCCAGACUCGUCUGCCUACAGCUCGCCGGCGCCCUCGGUCCUCGACUCGGACGAGGAGAGGGUGAUGGACGGCUGGCACUUCUCGCGGCCGUCUAGUCUGGCGCUUCCAGGUGGCCCGCUGCUCUCCCGGCCCACGCUGGACGAUGUGCUCUCAAACACCGCAGCUCCUCCUUACACGCUCGCGGCCUUCAUGGCCUACCUCUCGCAGAACCACUGCCUCGAGACGCUCGAGUUCACCAUGGACUCCAAGCGCUAUGCUGAGACAUACAAUGCCGUCUCCCGCCAGCUAGGCGAAUUCCCCAUUCUCUCCGACUCCCCGCAAGCAGACCACCUUUGCAUGCUCUGGCAUAGGCUGCUAUCCGCCUAUGUCAUGCCGGGAUCUCCCAGGGAGAUCAACCUUCCAAGCGCCGUCAGGGAUGCCCUGCUGAGACACUCCAAUCUCAGAAGACCUCCGCCACCCGAGACGCUCGACGCUGCCGUCAAGCGAAUUCACGACCUCAUGGACGAGUCAAUCUUCAUUCCCUUUCUCAACAGUCACGCCUCGCCCCAGUCACAGCCGAGCUAUUCCCGAGAUGGCUCUCCUGAGGACCGUGAAGUCGGCCGUCACAAGUCGAUGCGCAAACGGCUAUCACCGCAGUCCUCCUUUGUCACCUCUCCUCGCUCCGCUGCUGCUCCCGGCGGUGGUUAUUUCUCAUACCAUUCUUCUUCAAACCCAUCUACUAGCCCUCCCUCUUCUCACCACACUUCCAUCUCCAGGACAACUACCACCAGCAGCCGCUCCUCUCCUUACGGCUAUGCCAGUGGUGACUCGGUCUCAGGCACUCUGACAGACGACUCCGGCAGCAGCCUGCCUUCAAGCCCCGGUGCAGGAGAUCCCAUGACUCCGCCCACAACCCCGCCGUCGAGUGACAUGCACCAUCCCCACCAUCAUCAUUCCAAGAGCCGACAAGACAAUGCCUGGAAGAAGAUGGGCAUGAAGCUUGGUUGGAAGAAGAAGUCUGGUGGCAGCAGCGCCAGUGGUCGUGGCUAUUCAACUACCUCAACCACCAGGGACACCCGAUAUCAAGAUGACAUGUAUUAA